Messenger RNA from Impatiens glandulifera, 453 nucleotides. RefSeq lists its product as uncharacterized. Gene Ontology annotation, molecular function: nucleic acid binding. The transcript has 2 exons. NCBI's taxonomy places the organism in Eukaryota, Viridiplantae, Streptophyta, Magnoliopsida, Ericales, Balsaminaceae. The coding region runs from base 1 to 453 and encodes 150 amino acids. The record is from RefSeq and is a predicted model, not a curated record.
AUGUCCUGUUCCUAUGUUAAAGAGAUAUUGGAUAAGCUUACUCAGAUCUAUGGUAGAAACGUUCGAAUAAAGAAGUAUCAGAAAGUUUUCAUGUGUAUUGUAAACAAAUCCAAAUGGGCUGAUAACGACUCAGAGGAAUCUCCUGUUGAAAGAGAGACUGAUGUUGAAAGAGAGACUAAUGUUGUUACAUGCUUGAUGGCAGACGACCAAUCUAAGUUUGCUAAGGACAAGGUAUGUCCUGCUUGCCAGUUAGGCAAACAUGGAAGAUCAUCGUUCAAAAAUAAAGGGAAGUCUCAAUUCAGCCGUUGUCUAGAACUGUUACAUAUGGAUCUGUUUGGCCCAAUUCCUGUAAAGAGUCUAGGAGGAAUGAUAUUUGCUCUAAUUAUUAUUGAUGACUUUUCUCGAUUUACAUGGGUUGCAUUUUUGCCAUCAAAAGACAAAACUGUUGAUUAG